AUGAACUUUGCUUUAAGUGACAGGACUAAAGCAAUAUAUUUACAGAAUUGGAAUACAUUUCUUAUAUUUUGUAACACACAUAAUCUUAAGGUUGAACUUCCUAUUUCAGAACAGAAUUUGGUCAAUUAUCUAGCACAUUUAUGUACAAAGGGAUACAAACUAAGCACAAUAUCUACACAUGCUUCCUCUUUAGCUUACAUUAACAAGUAUCUAGGUUUUAAAGAUUUUUCGGAAUCCUUCUUAGUUAAACAAUUAUUCAAAGGCAUUGCCAACUUGAAAACUAAUAGUGAAAUGCCAGAUACCAGGUUACCUAUUACACAUGAGUUACUGCAUAAAAUGCUAACAGCGCUUCCACACACCAUUCAAAAUUUUUAUCAGCGCACUCUUUUUGCAACUAUGUGUAUUCUCGCUUUCUAUGGCUUUUUUAGAAUUGGUGAAUUGUGUAAAAAGAAAGCCAAUGAUACAAGCAGCCAUGCCAUUUUAUUUAAAAAUGUCAAAAUCAUAGAACAACCCCAAGGUACCACUGGUGUUCAAAUACACUUACCCAGUUUUAAACAUAGCACAAAAGCUGUAACUUUAUUUCUACCUGAACUACAACAUAGUCCUGUCACAUGCCCUGUUGCUGCAAUUAAAAACUACUUGACUCACUUUAAACAUAAGGAGGGCCCCUUUUUUCAAUUCAUAAAUGGUGAAGCGGUAUCUUAUGCAUUCUUUAAUGAAAAGUUGCGAAACACUAUUGCGUUCCUAGGUUUUGACAUUUCUAAAUACAAGUCACACUCCUUCAGAAUUGGAGCUGCAACUAAUGCAGCAAUGCAAGGUCACUCUGAAGAAAUCAUUAAACGGUUAGGACGUUGGAAAUCCAAUGCUUCACAAAAUUAUAUCCGCAUCCCACUUAUAAUGCUACCUUAAUGAAGUACUGAGAAAUAAACAAUAGUUAGCAAAAGCAUACAUGUUCAGCAUAAGGCUGCAUGUACUUCCUUAUGCUUCGAUAAACAUUAAAAAUAUUAACAGAAGGUGUGUAAUUGCUGUAAAAGGUCUACGGCCAGGUAGCCGUCAAUUCAUUUACUGGUUAAUUACAUUACUCUGAAUUCACUUUUCUGUCAUUGCCAAUUUUAUAAAAUUGUAUAAGUUAGAACAAGUUCAGUAUAAGGCUGCUUGUAGGUUCUUAGAUAUAUGUCUUUUUUGUUUUUUGUUUUUCUGUUUUUGUUUUUUUGUAUAUAUUACAUUUGUAUCCUUUUUGCAUCGUAACAAUACAAGUCCAGCACAAGGCUGCUUGUUGUAAUAUAUGUUAAUAAUUUCAUAAGUUUUGGAUGUAUAACUUCAGCACAAAAUGCUGUAUUACUAGGUGCUAGACAAUUACUCUCACUCCAAGUACAGUACAAGGCUGCUUGGUACAUUUAAUGAUUUGCUUGUCUGUAACAGUUCAGCACUGGACUGCUUGUCACAUUUUGCUAGUCAUUUUAAGUUGCUUCAAGUUCAGCAUAAGGCUGCUUGCUAGCCAAUUCUAGUCAAUUUUAGGCUCUUUUAAGUAUAGCACAAGCCUGCUUGUUUUAUUAGUUGCUAGUCAAAUAGAAACACUUUAAGUCCAGCACAAUGCUAAAUAAUAUAAUGUUUGAAAGUAACUUGUUUAUAUAUAUAUAUGUAUUGUUACUACAUUGUUGUUGUUUUGUUAUAUUUUGAAUUUUUUUUAAAUUUUUUUUUACCCUUAAAUAGGAACAUAUUCCCUGUAACAUUUUAAAUUCCAAAGGCAUUAUGUAAGUCAGUUGUCUUCUUCUGACAAAUAUAUUUUAUAACUUACAUGUAGUUCUUGACAAAAACUCUCAACAACAAGGUUAACACUUCCGAGGUUCGGGUGGGUACGCAUCAAGAGUUAUUUACAUAACACCUGUUGCUUUUGGCGGUUUUAUGUUACCCACCUAUGUGUGGAGCCUACAUUAUUUGAAACUGUUCAUUUGAUAACUAUUUUCAUAUGCAUAUUUUAUUUUCGUCAUUUAAAAUAAAAUGACAUUUUCACAAUAUUGUGUUGGUAUUAUAUCUAGUCUCUCACAUAUAAACUUCACCUCGGAAGUGGUUUUUCUAAUACUGAAAGGGGAAGAUUCAAAGGAUAUUUAACGUAGAUAAAUGUGUUUGAGUCGCCCCCUGGAAAAAGAUUAAGAUUAGUAUUUUGAGGCGGCCCCUCCAGAAUAUUUUGAGGCGGCCCCCUCCAUUAUCGAUCAUUCAGUCACGUGACGUUUUUAGCGUGGACAAAGCAGAUUGAUCAUCCGCAACAAAGUCUUCCCUCCAUCCUCCCCAACCACCUCCUUUGCCAUGAGGAAUAUUUACUUAAAUUUUUUUUUUUGCAAUUUGUCUUAAAUGUUUUUCAUGAUAGUUAGAAAAUGUAUUUUUGCAAUUUGUUUUAAAUGUUUUUUAUGAUAGUUGGUAAAUGCAUUUACACUGAUUUUAGGUUUUAUGUUACCCACCUAUGUGUGGGGCGGUUUUAUGUUACCCACCUAUGUGUGGAGCCUACAUUAUUUGAAACUGUUCAUUUGAUAACUAUUUUCAUAUGCAUAUUUUAUUUUGGCGGUUUUAUGUUACCCACCUAUGUGUGGAGCCUACAUUAUUUGAAACUGUUCAUUUGAUAACUAUUUUCAUAUGCAUAUUUUAUUUUCGUCAUUUAAAAUAAAAUGACAUUUUCACG
Messenger RNA from Ruditapes philippinarum (Manila clam), 2677 nucleotides. RefSeq lists its product as uncharacterized. NCBI's taxonomy places the organism in Eukaryota, Metazoa, Mollusca, Bivalvia, Venerida, Veneridae. The transcript has a single exon. Bases 1 to 909 code for a protein of 302 amino acids. Gene Ontology annotation, molecular function: DNA binding. Gene Ontology annotation, biological process: DNA integration; DNA recombination. The record is from RefSeq and is a predicted model, not a curated record.